Molecule: messenger RNA, 3180 nt
Organism: Onychostruthus taczanowskii (white-rumped snowfinch)
Lineage: Eukaryota; Metazoa; Chordata; Aves; Passeriformes; Passeridae
Gene: TDRD1
Product: tudor domain containing 1
Biological process (GO): spermatogenesis
Source: RefSeq, a predicted model, not a curated record
AUGUCUGGCACUGCCGAGGAGGAGCUGGCAGCAGAGUCCAGCUUGCUCAAUUCCCAUCUUCUGCAUUUGUCAGAGGACUGGUCUGUUGGAAUAAGUGCAGCAAAGGCUGGUAUCUACCCAUCUGAGGAGCAGCACUGUGUAAACGAUCUGGGGUUCCUGGUGGACAAGCAGCUCACCCUGAGUGAACAGGAUGCUGCUGCAGCAAAGAAAGCCAACAGGAUGCUGGGCUGCAUCAACAAGGGCAUCACCAGCACAGAUAAAGAAUGGAAGCUCCUCAGGGCGCGCCUCCCUGGCCGCGAUGGCCGCACCGCGGGCUGCGAGCGGCCGGGCAGCACAUGCCCCGCUCCGCCCCUGAGCACCGUCCCGCCUGGGCGGGGCGGAACGAGCGGCGCGGACCCGCCGGAGCGCCUGGAGACGGCGCUGGCCUGCGGGGGCCGCUGCUUCCUAUCCCGCCGACGGUCCUCGAGUGCGCGCCCGGCCCUGCUUCCCGCGUGGGGCAGCGCCGACGGCGGGGCGGCGGCUCGGGGUGAGCGCUGCUCUGAGGGGCGAGAGGGGCAGGGGCGGCCCGGGGUUGUUGAAAGCACAUUUCUGGUGGAGUUAGUUUGCAGUGUCACUUAGAAGACUACUCUGCUUUAUUCGCAGGUGUCACGUUCUAAUUGGAUUAAUGGGAAGCCAAAGAAAUUGCAAUGUUCCUCUAAGAGUGCUUUUUCUAUUUGCUAUGAUAAGAGUUUCUUGAGUUUGUUAGUACCACCCCCUAAAGGGGGCACUUGCCAUCGCUGUGGUCUGUUUGGAAAGCUCAGAUGCUCACAGUGUCUGCAAACAUACUAUUGCUCUGCAGAUUGUCAGAAAAAAGACUGGCCAGCACAUAGAGUAGUUUGUGAUCCCCUUAAACAGAAUUUAAGUAAUAGCAAAACCAAGACAGGAGUUUAUCUUAAGGAGGAAGUGAGGUUGAGUUUUGCUGUAGAUGUUGUACUUCCAGAUUCUGAAGACUGCCUAGAUAAAGUUCCUUUAGAAAUGAAGUCUCAUUUAACUUCAGGAAGUGAUGCCAAAGUAGACUCUCCAGGAGUAUCAGAAAACCAUUCAAAGGGAGGUGAAAAAACCAUACUUGAGGAUGAAGACUCUUCUCACUGUGUUAAUUCGAUUACCAAGUUUGUCUCUUUAAGUAUUGGAGAUGAAUUUUCUGGUGUGGUUUCUCACAUUCAAAAUCCAGACACCUUUUUUUGUCAGCGGAUGCAAAGUGCCCGUCAACUUGCUGAGCUUGAAGUAUCUCUUAAUGAAUACUGUGGCAAAAUUCCCAGUAGUCCAUCUUUCCGUCCUGCUGCUGGCAACGUGUGCUGUGCCCAGUUCACAGAAGACAACCUUUGGUAUCGUGCUGCUGUUACAGCUUAUGCUUCUGAAGACACUGUUUUGGUGGACUAUAUGGAUUAUGGUAAUUCUGACUCUCUUCCACUGACCAGACUUCGUCCUAUAAUUCCAAGCUUAAUGGACUUGCCAGCUCAAGCCAUAAGAUGUAGCCUGGCAGGUGUAAAGCCACCAUUAGGAGCAUGGACCUCAGAAGGUAUUUCUUACAUGAAAAAACUGGUGAAAGACAAAGUGUUGAUAGUAAAAGUAGUGGAUAAAGAGAGUUCUAAAUCCGUGGUGGAGCUUACAGAUGCAUCAGGUACUCCAGUAAUAAAUGUAUCAAGCCUUCUCAUCGAGGAGGGCUUUGCAGCUGAGGAACUGAGCAUGGCCUUACCAGCAGCCAGAGGGAGUGAUGUUGAGCAAGCCAAGGAGGACUCAUCAAACAAAAGAAUGUGCAAGUGGAUUAAAUUAACUCUUAACCAAACACUCAAUGUCAUAGUAUGUACAGUGUACAAUCCUGGGGAAUUCUACUGUCAGAUUUCAAACAGCCAUGAGUUACUUGCUCUAAACUCACUUAACAAAUCAUUGUCUGAAUACUGUCAGAAAACACCACCAGAUGUUUUUGAGCCUGAGAGUGGAGACCCUUGCUGUGCUUUUUACUCUGAGGAUGGUAACUGGUACCGUGCUGUGGUGCAAAAUGUCACUUCAGAUGGAAGUGUUCGAGUGAGCUUUGUGGACUAUGGAAACACUGAGGAUGUACCACGGGAGAAUAUCCGGCAGAUCUCGUCCUCAUUCCUAAAACUUCCAUUUCAAGCAAUUAAAUGCUGGCUCUCAGGUAUAAAGCCUGGAAACAGCAAAUGGAAUCCAGAAGCUACAAGAAGAUUUCAUAUGUACACUUCAGGCUUAGAGCUUCAAGCCACAGUAACUUCCCUUUCUGAAGCUGGGGCAGGUGUAAUGCUUACUGAUAAUUCCACAGAUUGUCCAGCAAUUAUCAAUGAGAUACUAAGUUCAGAAAACCUGGUUGUAAAGGAAGUUCUACAAGAUAAAAAUAACUUUCCAAACACAUCUGUUGACCAAAAAGCAACCUCACUUGGGCACUGGAAGUCAAUUGAAUUGGCUGUAGAUGAAACCAUGUCUGUCUGUGUAACUGAAGUUGUAAGCCCAGACUUGUUCUAUGCUGUACCAGUUCCAAAUAAAGGUAAGAAAAGUCUCCUUAAGGAGCUGAUUUCACUGGAAGACUAUUGUAGAUCUUGCAACAAACAGCCCUUCCAACCAAAACUGGGUGAAGCCUGUUGUGCUCAGUUUUCAGGUAAUGGCAAUUGGUACAGAGCUGUUGUUCUGGAAGCUUCCCAGUCUGCAGUGAAAGUUCUCUAUGGAGACUAUGGCAACACAGAAACUUUACCCCUUUCAAAGGUGCUGCCAAUCACCGAUACCUAUUUAAAGCUGCCUUUUCAGACAAUUACAUGUUCACUUGCAGGAAUAGAGAAAGCUGAGUGGUCUCCAUUAGUGCUUGACAAGUUGAAAAAACUAUUAUUGAAGCAACAUGUUACAAUUACAGUGAAAGGGAUUAAUGGAAAUGUUAAUUUAGUAACAGUGGAGAAACACUUGGAUGAUGGUUAUGUGAAUGUAGCUGACAAACUGCUAAAGGAGGGCUUGGUCACAUCCUGCAGUGCUGAAAACUCACAUAGUGAACAUCAAGGUAAUGAAGGUGAGACCAACUGCUGCUGCAAGGAAUUAAAAGUGCAACUUGAAAAACAUAAACAAGUCCUACUCUUCCUUUUAAACAAGUUUGGGAAUCCAGAUGGAUUCACUGAUAUGAAAAAUCUGUUGAAGCACUAA